Trichoderma atroviride IMI 206040 is the source of this 552-nucleotide messenger RNA. The record is from RefSeq and is a predicted model, not a curated record. Lineage: Eukaryota; Fungi; Ascomycota; Sordariomycetes; Hypocreales; Hypocreaceae.
AUGGGCGCCAGGGGGGCCGCUGCUGGGGCCGCUGCUGCUGCUGUUGCUGCUGCUGUUGCUGUUGCUGUUGUUGCUGCUGUUGUUGCUGCUGUUGCUGUUGCUGUUGCUGUUGUUGCUGCUGUUGUUGCUGCUGUUGCUGUUGUUGCGCCGGAGGGGGGGCCGCGGCGGCGAGCCAAGCCAACACAACUCCCAGAACCACCCAACCCCGUAAACUACCUCCCUGAGGACGAAGAGUUAAGCCGACCCCCGUCCGUAAAAGAGUCGGAACCGGGGGCGGGUGGUUCCGGGUUGCCUGCUUUGUUCAAAAGCAGCAGCAACACCAAAAUCAUCAUCAUCAUCCUCAUCUUCGUCGUCGUUGUCGUUGUCUUCGUCGUCUUCUUCGUCGCUGCUGCUGCUGUCGUUGGUGCUGGUGCUGGUGUUGUUGUUGUCGUCGCUGCUGGUGCUGCUGUCGGUGAUCUGAACAACAAUGCCUCGCUUAUUUCAGGAAGUUGCAGCACUAUUCCUGCUUCAUUCAACCCCAUCGUUGGGAAGGUGCUAUUACGUAUCAGAUAG